AUGAACGAGGCAUCGUGGCUUAGAACUUGGCUCUGGAAAGCGUGGCUGAGCUGUUUGCCGAAAAACCGCGCGGCUCGUUGGAUCGUUUGGUGGUCGGUUUGUCUUUUCAUUCCGACGAUACUCUUGACGCACCUCGUCGACGGAAUCACAGGCGGUAUGCCACUCGACAAUUUGCACGGCUUUGUGAUUCCGAAAUUCGACAAGGUCGAGAAGAUUUUCAGGAAAAACUUUCACGAUGGUUGGGAACGUGAGGGAGCGUCGAUUGCUGUCUAUCAUAAGGGAGAAUUGGUGGUUGACUUAUCUGGUGGUUGGAUGGAUCGAUCGGCUGGGAGGAAAUGGAAUCCCGACACAAGGACCGUCGUCUUCAGCACAACGAAGGCAGUUGGCGCUCUUUGCGUAGCGCUUCUCGUCGAUCGUGGCCAUCUCCGUUACGAGGAUCGUGUCGUCGAUUUUUGGCCUGAGUUUGGGCAAAAUGGAAAAGAGAAUAUUACGGUCGAUUGGAUUAUGAGUCACAAGGCUGGACUAGCAGCUUUUGAUGAGCCAAUCGACUUGGAGAUUGCUCAAGAUCACGAGAAAAUGGCUGGCAUCAUCGCUAGACAAGUGCCCAAUUGGGAGCCGGGGACAAAGCAUGGAUAUCACGCGAUCACUUACGGCUGGUUGGUGGAUCAAUUGGUGCGACGAGGCGAUCCGAAACACCGGGGAAUCGGGCAAUUCUUCCGGGAGGAGAUCUCCACGAAAUACGGAAUCGACUUUCAUUUGGGUUUGCCGGCAAGCGAAGAGCACACAGUUUCUCGUCUUUCCCUGCCCAGCACCGCCCAUUUGUUGAAAGAGAUUUUGCAUGAUCCGAGGGUGCUGAUCGUUUUGGCGAUUUUCCACCUGCGACCACCAGGCUCGAUUGCGAGAAAAGUGCGCGAGAAUCCGCAAUGGUUUAAGCUGGAGCAAGAAGUGAACACUUUCAACGCUCCCGAGUUGCACCAAAUCGAGCAAGCCGCCGCGUUGGGGAUCACGAAAGCGCGCGAUCUUGCGAAGCUUUUCUCCUUGUUUUUGAGCGGGCAAAUUGUUGGAAAGGACUUGUUGCAAAGAUUCGCCGAGCCAACAGUCGCUUCGGGGAUCGAUGAAGUGGUGAUGGUGCCAUUGCCGAAAGGACACGGAUUCCUUUACGAGAGACAUCCAGUUGAUGGGCGACGCUGGCUAGUCGGGCAUCCGGGUUACGGUGGAAGCACGGUGAUGAUGGAUCCCGAGGAGGAGAUUGUGAUCGCUUAUGUGAGCAAUGGAUUGAAAACGGGAAUGGGUGAGCUGACAAGGACGUAUCGAUUAUUGAGAAACGCCGUCUUCGAAUGCCUCGAGAGGGACAAGAAUUUG
Messenger RNA from Mesorhabditis belari, 1362 nucleotides. Lineage: Eukaryota; Metazoa; Nematoda; Chromadorea; Rhabditida; Rhabditidae. The record is from the annotation of a GenBank genome assembly.